GACGGACGAAUGGAUGGAUGCGUUUUCUAUUCCUCAUUUUGGAAGGGUCGAAAUGUCAUGUUCAGAAGAUGAAAAAAAAGAAACUGUGUAUAUUUCUAAUAUUUAUAAACUAAAGAUUAUCACCAUUAUGCAAUAGACUGUGACAUAAAGAUUACCUAUACGUGUGCUGUAAAUAGUUUUGUAGAGCUAGUAUUUACAGAUACUGUGUGGUGCAUUCUCUAUCAUAACAAUGUCUUACUUCUUACUGUACGUCUGUCGGGAACCUGGCUAUCACCUGCAAGCGACUACAAAAGUGGACAAAGGAACCUUAAUGCAAAAAGCCGAACGCCGAACGUACGGUACGGUAACAGUCGCAUAACUUUAUUUAAACUGCAAACGAGAAUUGGUUGAAUUUCCGCCGUGUCGGAGGUUUGGUGGACUGUCAUCUUCACAGCUGAGUCAGAGUUACCACUGAUUUUCGCAGAGCGAAUAAACAACCAGCGAAACUUAAGCCGAAUAUAAACUGACCUCUUUUUUUGUUUUUGUUUAGCUCAAACCCCCCCCCCUUUUUUUUAUGGACAUGGAUUCGUUUUUUGUCAAAAACCGACUCAUCCGAAACCGGGGCGUACAAAAACCGAGGUUUGACUGUAGUUUGCUGUUUAAAAAAAGAACAUUAGUAAGACUACAGAUGUCCGUGGUUUCUUCUUCUUUUAUGUUCUCGACUGUUAGCAUUGGUUUUAGCAUUAGCCUUCCGUGUCUACAGCCAUCCACGUUUUCUUCUGCCGGCAUUUGCAAACUUUCUUAGGCCCCAUGGUGGAUUAUUUUACCAGUCGCACUUAAUAAAAAAUGUGCCGACGAGCACAUGAUUCGGCGGAACAAAACAGUACAGCGCAAAUCGACUAGUUUGUUUUGCGUAAUAUUGUACAAAAACCAAGAAAGCGUAUGAAAACAGGAGCAACAUUUCUGCGAAAGUUUUUGUCGAAACCCGAAAACUGGGGCGUACAAAAACGGAGGUUUGACUGUAGUUUAGUUUAGUGUAGCGUAACAACAUUAAGUGUACAGACACCCCUGUGUUUUUUCUUCUUGGUUUGUUUUGACUGUUAGCAUUGUUUUUAGCAUUCCAAGUCUACAGCCAUCCACGUUUUCUUCUUCUUCAUGGUUUCUUUUCAACUGUUGGCGUUCUUUUACCAUUCGCUUGUGGACGCCUAGAUGACUUAACCCGGGGUUGUCCAAAGGGCCGCCCCCAGCACAUUCUAAAAAUAUAAUUUAAGAAACAAAAAAACAACAGCAGCAGCAAAAAUAGAAAAAUCUGCAGUAUUUUUACAAGCAUAAAGUCGAUAUUUUAAGAGAGGAAAAAAGUUGUAAUAGUAUGACACAAAAACAAUGUAGUUUUUGUAGUAUAAUGUUGAAAUAUUAAAGAAAAAAGAUGGGUUUUUUUAAAGUUUGAAAUGAGAAAGAAACAACAAAAUAAUGUUAUUUUGGGAAUAUUAGGUUGGGGGAAAAGUUAUAAUAUUAUGGCACUUAAGCCCAAAUAUUAUGGGAAUAAAGUCAUAAUAAUAUGAGAAGAAAGUUGAAAUAGUUGGAAAAUAAAAAUUUAAAAAACAGCUGUAAUUUUACGAGAAUAAAGUAAAAAUAUUACGAGAAAAAAGUUCUAUUCUUGCAAGAGAAAAAAAAGUCACAGUUUUACGAGAAUAAACUCAUAAUAUCGUGAGGAAAAAUGUUUUAGUAGCAUAAAAAAACGUAAAGUCAUAUGAUGAGAAACAUACAAAACAAAAUAAAGUUGUAAUUUUUGGAUAAUUAGGUUGGGGAAAAAGUUAUAUUAACAUGGGAAUAAAGUCAAAAUAUUAAGAUUAAUGUUCAUACUAAUAAUAUGCUUUGUCACAUCCAGUAUAUCACAAAGCUAAGAUGCAGAGUUUUUAAAAUAUAUAUAUAUAUAUAUUUGCAUAUCUAAAGUGGCCCUUGCAUCCUUUCAUUUUUUAGUAUGUGAGCCUCGCUGGAAAAAGUUUGGACACCCCUGACUUAAGCAGAAAAGCAACGAUCGGAAUGCAAAAUGUAAUGUCCAAAUUCAUUCAUAAGGGAUGAUUGCGGACUGAAAGUUUUACCAAAAAGUAAACGUCGAAGGCUUCGGUGUGCUGCCUUUUGCAUUAAGGUUUUCAUGUCUCGUGUGAAUCCUUCCGUGUGGGCUUGGAUAAUGUAAACGGAUCCUAACGGAUGUGAGUUCCGCCCAGAAACAAUGGAACGCUCCGUCUAAAGACCUCAACUAUUUUCAUGGAAGAGGCUAUGGAUUAUGGCACGGGUCCAGUUUAGUGUGUCACGAGCCCACGAGGGAAAGACGGUUUGUCGAACAGAUCGUGUGGAUAGUGUACCAAUACAGUCCCACCACCGCUGUCAAUGAAAGCAUGCACUGUCACAACAAAAUACUUUUUGGGGAAAAAAAAAGAAGAAAAAACAAUGUUGAUGUUAAUGUUAGAUUCUGUUCAUUGUCGUCUGUGUGUGAACAUGGAGCAUCGACCUUUCACAUGGACAUUCUUAAGUAUUUGUGCCUAAACCAUAGCCAUGUUCCACCCUUCGGUUCAUCCUGACGUUCCUCUUCUUUUAUGUCUGUGUUCUUUUGGGGUUUUUUAAAGACGGGAAGUUUGCAACGAUGGCCAAAUGUCUCACGUGGCGUCCGAUGUGUUUGUUUUCUCACAAGCUAUAUCCAGCUCAUGUGCUGUACAGGGGAUUUUUAAUUUUUGUUUUUCCGAGGGGAAAAAGUGCAAUCUUAAAAGCAGUGAUAUCACGCUGGAUGAGACAUUGUACAAAUCCAAACCACCUUUCUACCUUUUACUUUGUAGCUAGUCACUGAUGUUUGGGUCCAUGUGUUUAAAGAACCGGCCAAAGCGAAAAGUCUUUUUGUGUGUGUGUGUGUGUGUGCGUGUGUGUGUGUGUGUGUGUGUGUGUGUGUGUGUGUGGUUUUGAAUUGCACUUUCAGAGUAGAACAUUUUAAGCGGAUGAGUUAUAGCAAAAGGGAGCUCGAGAAUUUCCCAACAAGGAGCGCUUAAUCGUGAAUCUGCCAUAGUGAGUAGGAACUAUAGUGCACACAGAUGGCAGCACUGUUGCUUUGUGCUGUUUUUCUUUCUUCUUGUUUUUGAUACUUGCCUUUGGAAGGGAGUGCUUCCCAACGACGUGCUUUUUGUUUGUUUUCCUCUCUCUGCCGAUUACAGCUAACGUACCGGACGGGCAUUAAUUAUGAAUAGUGAGCUUACACAUGGUCAGCAUAGCCACCCUCGACAAACCAGCACAUAUAUUUCUACGUAUACUUCUGAUACCUGUUUCUUUCGUCGUCCAUGUCGGUUGAAGAAAAUAAGGAUGCAAAAAGAAUCUGAUGCCCGCAAAGGACGAGAGCCACAUUUUUUGCUUUCAUAUGUUUACUGUUGAUGAUGACGAUGGAGGGGAGGGGUGAGUUUUUGGUAACGCCGCUCAUCGACCCGCUCAUUCUCGCCUGGUGACUUGAUACGGAAGAAAAAAAAGAAAGAUUAAUGUCAAACUUUCUUACAACAAUAUGCAGACAAACAGUGUUUGUCAAAAAUUUUGGGGGGAUUUUUCUUUUGUUUUUCUUUUUGGGUAUAUUUUUGGUUUGUAAAUAAUAAACCUUUAAGAUAUAGAAAAUAAACGACAUAUUGUCAUUUCAAUGAGCGUGUGUCGUCGUGUUUUGGACGGACAGAUGCGAGCGGGGAAGUGAAGGGUCCAGAGAAGGUUCUGGAAGAGUCAGCGUUUCCGGGACCAGGUGAAAUACUGUGUUGAGCGGCCUUCCGGGGGGAUUUCCAUUAAUUGCCUUUGAAAUCCAGGACUCAAGUCGUAAAACUGUCAGCCUAAAGACAGAUUCCCUCAAGGGUCAGAGGACGGAUGUUGUGCUUUCUUUGUUACAAGCUUCGACAGCUCGGAGCUUGUUGCAGCCCAAGCUGGGUUUUUAUUGAUUACAUUUAUUACUUUGAGGAUGGCACCCGGUGUCCCCUUAAUAGAUCCGAGGGACAUGUCGUGUGAUGUGACAUGUUUUUUUAAUUUUCAAUUCAUUUUGACCUGUUGAAUGAAUAGCAUCCGUCUAUUUUCUAUGCCGCUUAUCCUAAUUAUCCUAAUAAUUUUAAUAUUAUAGGUAUAAAGGCAAAAUAUUAUGGGAAUAAAGUUGUGAUAUUAUGGAAAUUUUACACAAAUGGGGGGGAAAAGAGCAGAACUUCAUCCUAAUAAUAGUUCUCCUAUAUUAAAAAGCUGAGAUGCAUUUUUUUCUAUCUUAGAAAACCCAAUAUUUCUUCACUGGUGCAUUUCACACAGAACCCAGAAAACCAAGACAUAAAAGAAUGCAUGUUCCCACAGUGUCAAAGCAUCCUGCACAAUUAGAUGCACGACAAUGACCCUGGUAAUGGCUUUGAACAGGUCCAAGGAUUUUUGCUAUUCCCUUUCACACAGCCUGCCUCUGACACUGCCCUCCCAGCUGGAAAAUUUCCGGGUCAACUUCAACCCCCACUCUGUGUCGAACAGCGACACACAAAAGUGCCGGGAAAAAGCUGGCUUUUUGUGGGCCGUGUGAAAGGAGACGAUGACAAACCAACAAAACACCUGAAAGCAGAUUCAUGUGGUGGAAAUAUCUAAACAUUCAUCCCUUAGCUCCUUAAUGGAGUGCUUUUGAAGGUUUGUGAAAUGAGUACUUGCUACAUUUUAUUUUACCCACUAUUUUUAAAAACUCCACAGGUGUUUACAUGGAGGAAGAAAACACAGGUUCUUAAGGUAGCAAUUGGUCCUGAUGCUAGUCAAGACCACACCUCCUUGGAUGGCAACUCUGUACCUUAAAAUCCUGCCCACAAAUGUCCCAAACAGAAGCAUGAUGGUGUGAUGUCCUGCCAAAUGGUGACACACCUUUCUCAGCAGCCAUCCAGAGACCAUAUGGCUCAUAGCGAAGACCAUCACCUGCUAUCCUGCACGCCUGCUCCAAGAGCCUCCACAUGUACUGUACAUAGGAUAGGCAAGACCCCCGUCCAUUAUUUACUUCUAAAACUCCCACUAGAAUAACAAGCUGUGAGAUCCACAGGGAACCCGCAGAUCUUACCUGGCAGAUGAUUGUUGAGCGAAAACCUGUGGAAGGCCAGGCUGCCCGAAUAACCGCAUGGAGUCGUUGGAUCAGUUGGUUCUCCAUCUGCAUGGGAAAACACUGAGGUAAGACAUUGGCAAACACACUUCUGGUAUGAACGUGACAACCGCGCACGUAUCGGACAACAACGUCUUCACUUUCUUUGGCUUUUUACAACAAAAGAAUUAGCAGAAGAAUUUAGCCAAAAAUGAGCCGCACCGCCGUAUUAGCUGCAGGGUUCGAAGUAUAAGAAAAAGUAUCAACUUAUACACCAAAAUUUACAGUGUACCUACUGUAUUUACCGUAGUACUUAUAAUUGCAUCCUUGAAAAUGUUUCACUUUGUAGUAUGUUGGAAACCUCACUUGCUAAGUACAGAACUGUUAUUGUUUUGAGUAUGCCCAAAACAUGAGGCAGUCAUUAACUGUGCACAAGCCCUUUAAGCAGUGACCAGUGAUGAUACCAUAAAGAAAAUAUCAAUAUUUGUCAAAUGAAUGGAGGUAGAAAUGUAUUUUUUGUAUUAUUCCAAUUCUUCUGAACAAUUACCACUGCACUUAGUGUGAGUUGGUUGCUGUUUCUGGAUGCUCUGCUGAAUAAAUGAAUGAAUUUGACCGGCAGGGUGGAGGAUUAUAUAUCCAAGCUCAACAGAAGCUGAUCAAACUUUUACAACUGAGUAACGGAGCUUUUCCUGGGGAAGGAUAGGGUUACUUUAUAUAGAAAUAAGACAACAAAUGUUUUUCAGUUUAUGAUUUAAAAAAAAACAACAAAUGAAAUAUUAAUAAGUGUUCGUUGUUGCCACGUUACGUCAAUGAGAGCUCAAGGUACCCCGCCACAUCACGUACUAAUUCUGUGUAGUUGUUAUUCCAGAGGAAACGCACCAACUUCACCUUGGGAGGACCACUAAAUUUGUCUGCGCCGUGAUGUUAUCCUCUAGAUUCAAUUACCUGUAAGAGAUUGUUACUGUUGUGGCUGCGCCGGGGUCGUCCGCCAUCACGCAUGUUGCGUUCCGCCCUGUCCUUGUGGUGAUGCCGCUUCAUUGACUUCGCAGCAAGGACAGCAUGAUACAGUGCAGGCUGCACAUGGCAGCAUCGUUAGUUUGCUACCGGACAACUACACACCAACCAAGGAGACAUCUUGGAUCGAAUUUCAUCAGGACAAUGAAGCACGUGUGAGCUUAACUUCCCCUUAAAACGGUUAACGAAAUAGAUCGACCUUCCGGAGUAAACGUAACUUGUUUAAGAACACAAGGGCAGGCACGGAGCUGAUUGGCUGAGACAUAAAUAUUCAGAAAACAAGAAGCUUGAAGGAUAAUAAGACAUGGAUUAAAAAAUAUACAGUAAUAUAAGCACAUGGACGAUGCCCUGUGGGCAUCUACGAAUACGCGCAUUGUGCAUUUAAUUAAAAAAAAAACGGAAUUAAAUCAAAUUUCAGAUGAAAAGUCACAAUAAAAAAAAUUUUAAAAACAUUUUAUGUGAUUAAAAUUAUAAACAAAUUAAAGCACAAGAUAAACUUAAAAUUAAAAAUAAAAAUAUAUAUUUUUUAAUUUCUAUUUACCAGGGGUGUCCAAAGUGCGGGCCGCGUGCCAAAAAAGUGUAUAAUAUAUUAAUGAAAUAAAUAAAGUAAAAUAAAAGUGUAUUUAAAUAAAACAUGUAAAGCCCAAAUAGAAAUAUAUGUACUUCAGCUCCUUACACGGAUACAUUGUGGGCAUCGACGACCAUCAACGUUGGUUAUUUCUUUAACAGCAUAUGACAGACUGUGCUUUACAUAUAGAAAAUGUACAUUAUUAAAUGAAGAAAUAAAAAAAUAUAUAGUUUUAAUUUUUAGUAGGAAGGAGAUGUGCGUUAUCGUUAUUGUUUUGUUUUGUUUUUUUAAAUAAGAGUUAGUUUCAAAGACUAAUUAGCUCCACUAGGAGGCGACCACACGUGUCUUUAGUAGUUUUUUUUUUUCUUUCUUAUUCUCUCUGUUGUUUUUUUUCUUUCUUUCAUAGCUGGCGUGUGGUACCCAGAUGUGCCGCAAGUCCCUUUGACCUUUCCCCAGCGCUUUGCCUUCAUAUCACGUUUAACCUCACAUGCGAACGCUCGAUGUCACCGCUGACCUCAGUGUAAGAGGUCGCAGGCUCCUUGUUAGCUCGUGACCCCCGAACGCAACACAGACACACACGCACACAUCCUGGUUCUUUUUUUUGUGUGUGACAGAAAAGAGACAAACGUGUGCCUUUUCUUGUUUGUGAUGCCACCUCUGGCUGCUCAGUACAAAAAAGCUACAUUGACAAUAAUAAUAAUAAUCAAACGGAAUGUGAGCCAUAUUUAGUUUUGGUGUAAAGAAACUCACCUAGCCGGCACACUGCAUGUCCAUCACCACAUCUGAAGCUUUUUAUUAUUAAGGUAAAAAAAAAAUCCAAACCUUCAUGGUCCUGUGUGAAAAAGUGAUUGCUCCCUAAACCUAAUAAGUGGUUGGGCCACGCUUAGCAGCAACAUCUGCAAUCAAGCAUUUGCUAUAACUUACAAUGAGUCUCUUACAGCGCUGGGGAGGAAUUUUGGCCCACUCAUCUUUGCGGAAUUGUUGUAAUUCAGCCACAUGGGAGGUUUUUCCAGCAUGAAGCGCGUUUUUGAGGUCAUGCCACAGCAUCUCAAUAGGAUUCAGGUCAGGACUUUGACUAGGCCACUCCAAAGUCUUCAUUUUGUUUUUCUUCAGCCUGUCAGAGGUGGACUUGCUGGUGUGUUUUGGAUCAUUGUCCUGCUGCAGAACCCAAGUUGGUUUUAGCUUGAGGUCACAAACAGAUGGCGGGACAUUCUCCUUCAGGAUUUUUUGGUAGACAGCAGAAUUCAUAGUUCCGGCAAGUCUUCCAGGUCCUGAAGCAGCAAAACAGCCCAGACCAUCACACUACCACCACCAUAUUUUACUGUUGGUAUGAUGUUGUUUUUCUGAAAUACGGCGUUCCUUUUACACAAGAUGUAAUGGGACACACACCUUCCAAAAAGUUCAACUUUUGUCUCAUCAGACCACGGAGUAUUUUCCCAAAGGUCCUGGGGAUCAUCAAGAUGUUUUCUGGCAAAAUUGAGACGUGCCUGAAUGUUCUUUUUGUUCAGCAGUGGUUUUCGUCUUGGAACUCUGCCAUGCAGGCCGUUUUUGCCCAGUAACUUUCUUAUAGUGGAGUCAUGAACACUGACCUUUACUGAGGCAAGUGAGGCCUGCAGUUCUUUGGAUGUUGUUGUGGGGUCUUUUGUGACCUCUUGGAUGAGUCGUCGCUGCGCUCUUGGGGUCAUUUUGGUUGGCCGGCCACUCCCGGGAAGGUUCACUACUGUUCCAUGUUUUCGUCACUUGAGUUAUGCUAUAUGUAUAUAUUGAUUUUUCAAUUGGAAAAACACAAAAUAUGCAAUAUUUUUCCAAAAAUGUGGUCACAAGAAGUCGGUCAUAAAGUUUUAAUAAAAAAAUGCAUCUAUACAUUUUUACCACGGCAUUGCAUGCUCCUCAUACAUUGAUUUCUUGAAUCCAGAUAGCGCAUGACAUGCUGCUGUGCCUCUGUUCUUCACUGUCACACUGCUAUUGCUGCAAUCUUUACAUAAAUAACCUGACCAGAUGGAUCGUCGUUUACCAUUACAAGACAAAUUGAAAUGUACUAUAAAAAAUACCACAUUUUUAAUUCACAAGCGUGUCCUUGCCUUACCUAAGCCACACUGUCUGUGUUGCUUUCGUCUAUUGAUGAACUGUCAACAGAUGGCGUUCAUUGUCUCCUUCAUGGAACACAACUUUCCAUCAAUUCCACUCGGAGGAUUUGUUUUCUGCUCCGAUGCUUGGCCCUGCAAUCUUUAUUUCUCAAACACACAUCUUCCUCGGCGGAAAAACAACAUGAAAAUAUCUUUUGAACAUGUGAUGCAGCUUUCGGUCAUCAACCAGAGGCCUUGACCUUUAGGAUGAUCCGCAGCAGAUGUCAGGCUUUCCCUGUGACCCCUUCCCUUGUUCAUAUUGUGGUCCAGCGUUCCAAGGAAAGCUUUAAUCCCACUUUGUUCUGAUGGGAACAGAUUACAGUAUUGUAUGUUGUUGUCCUUGAUAGACUUAUAAAAUAAUGUAAAGAGCAACCCCCUGCUGCCCCCCUCAUGUACGGCAUGAAACACACCAGCCACACCAGCGAUCGAUGAAAGCUUCACAUCUCGCUGGAAUCAUCAUUGGGUUGGUUGUUUUUUCCGCGUCGAGCAGUGAGAGCAGUGUAGCUGAAAGGUUCCACUCUGGGACUUUGUAGUCUUGAAAAAUCAUGAUUGAUUUGACAUAAAAAGUGCCCAAACCUGAGGGCACAAAGCGGCGUAAUGGUGUACCGUCUCGGAAAUAAGAUUAUGUAAGAUAGUGCAUGAUAUGCUGCUAUGCCUCGCUGAAUUCAAGGAAAAUGAGAAGACAUUGGACCCAAAAUAAUAACUAAAGAUAAAGUACAUUUGUAUAACUCUAUAAAUAAAUCUAUAGAAUGAAUGCAGUCAUACCUCAUUUACUACACUUAAUUGGUUCCAGAGCCGACCGCGAUAAGUGAAUUUCCGCAAAGUAGGAUUCAGUAUUAAUAAACAGAAUAUUUUCGUAGUUAAAGCAUAGAAAACCUGUUUAUAACCUUCUAAAUACGGUUUUUACAGCCUUCUAAACAUGAAAUAACACCCUAUAGUCACCUUUACACUUAUAUUACCCCAUUUAGUAGACAUAAUAAUGGAAAAUAAGACAUCUUAGACAGUGGUGCCUUGGUUAACAUCAUUAAUCCGUUCCAGAUGACCCGACUCAAACCAAAACGGACACAUUUUCCCAUAGAAAAGAAUGUAAAUCCAAUUAAUCCGUUCCAGACACCCAUAAAUGUUAACACAAAACACAUUGCGAACGCAAGCCAAGACAAAAUUUUUGAUAAAAUUUUGAAUUUUAACCGAAAAACACGCUAACUGAGGUACCACUGUACAUACCACACACGUUAGCAUUGACUUCCUAGUGGCUGUUGUCUUGCCAAUGUAACGAUACUGACACCUAGAGAGUAGAUUAGAAUACUAAUUUACUGUCACUGUUUGACUCACAAUGCGCUUCAAUCGCUUUAUUAGCAAGCAGAGAACCCAUACAGUGAACAUUCAAACAGGAGCUGCUGUCGGCCACUCUCUACACUGGUACGCUUUGUAGGUUUGUAAUCUGUUUUUUUUAUGUUGCUUUUGGAUUUAAUGGCUUCUUCUUGGUCGAGUGGCCUUUCAGCCCUUGGUCCAGGAUAAUGACACACGUUUACCAGCUUUAGCCAUCAUCUUCACGAAGUCUUUUCCUGUGGUUCUGGGGUUGAUUCGCACAUUUCGGGCCAAAAUAUGUUCAUCUCUGAGACAGAGAAACCGUCCCCUUCCUUAUGAUGGCUGGUCAUUACCACAUCUGGAAAUUGCACCCAAGGAUGAACCAAACUUGUGGAGAUUUUUUAAAAUUUUCCCAUAAUAUCAAACAAGCAAACAGGAAAAAAAAAAUGUUUGUGUGUUUUUAAACAGUGCAUGUAAACUUGUGGUGUAUGAUAAUGUAUGAUAUGUUGUGAUCAACUGAAGGAAAACGAGAAGACAUUAGACACAACGUAACGUAGCUUUACGUUACAUCGCAUACUCGACUUAUGGGUAGUCGCACAUGCAGUGGGAUAGUGCAUGAUAUGCUGCUGCAGUGUAUACACCGCUGUAUUCAAGUAAAAACAAUAAGACACACAUUUGAGGAUCAUUUCUUAGAUGCAGUUGUAUAUUUGUGUCAUUCUUGCAUCUGCAAAGUAACACAACACGAGGUAAUUUGUCACCAGUGGUGGUGCAAUGCUAUUAUUGUAAAGGGGGUCAGUGCUGAUGGGACAAAAAAAAAAAAAAAAUCAUCGGUCAUGUGACCAAACACAUUGUUGAUCACGGAGAGCAGAUUUUGCGCCUGAGUGGUGCCACAUAUAUUUUGUGCUUAUCUGUUGGUUACACUUUAACAGUGAGGGUCAAAUGUUAUUGAUUUAAAUUGCCUGUAAAUGCUUUUAGGCUGACUGGGAGUCCAAUUGACGUCUUGUUUAUUAAUUAACAAUCUGCCUUUUUUAGUCCUUGGAAAUGUGCAUCGUGUUUCGUUAAAGUAGCCAGUCAUUGUUUUAGUAAUGCAUAGAUUUCCCCAACGCAUACCUAAAUGAAUAUGCGUACAAAAAGACUGUUAAGUCUUGUUUGUUACACUGAUAAAAUGCUCAGUGGAUUUCUUAGAACAGAAUGGCCACAGAGACAUGGACAUAAAGUGUAGGGGAAUUCAUUGGUUCACAGACGUGAGUGGUUGCUGGUCAGCUGGGAUCGGCUCCAGCUCACACUUACCCCAAUGAGGAUGAACGCUAUAGAAAAUGGAUGAAUCGUAACAUUCACAUUUUAUCUUAGUAAUCCUAAUAAUAACAACUCAAUUUCCAACAAUUUGCAUGCUUCAAAGCCAAUGAUAAUAAUUUGUUUGGGGUUUUUUUCUGCAAAUUUGUAUUAGUAUUAUUAUUAGUAGUAGUGCUUUCAUUACUUGUCUGUUUUUUAAUUUUUUAUUUAAGAUAAAAAUUCAAUAUUAUUGCUGUUGUUUUGAUAACAAUAUGUUACAGUAUAUUUAUAAUAUUUAUUAUUAUUAAUAGUAAUGAAAUUGGCAUAUUUAAAAUUAUCGUGCUACUACCACAUGCUAUGCUAUGCUACUAUACUAUACUACUAAUAUUAUUAUUGUGGGGGUAAAAAUAUAUAUUUUUAAUAAUACGUUAUUCAGAUUUUUCAGUGGUAUUAGUAUUAGUAAUAGUGCUGGAAUUAGGUGUAGUAGUAGUAGUAGUAGUAGUACUACUACCAUUAUGGUACUACUAUGGCACAUGGAUGUCCGAGGUCCCGCUCACCCACCUCUACCCUCCAGGGGAUGUAAGCAAUCAAUCCCCUCCACCCUGCACCCAUGCCGGACUCCACAGCCAUGUGACACCUAAAGCCUCCUGCGUAACAGUUAAUAAUCCUGCCAUGGCUAAACCUACUGGCAGAUUAAAGUAAAUCCCCCCCAUGAAUUCCACUUUUCUGUUGUGGUAUCACUAACUUUAUUAACCAUCAUAUCAUGAUGAAUCACGACGACUAGCAGACCGUUGAUGCAUCGAGCCAUUUCUGCCCGGGGUCGCUCACAUUUUCGCUGCACCCGCUUUCAAGUGUGUGAGAUGCAUGCAUGCACAAAGCUGCUAUGUAUUAUGAAUUGUGAGUGACCUCUGUCUAAGCUCUGGAAUCUCAACCCGUCUGUUAGACGACAUAAGCUUCUAUUUCUUUUUUAUGCACCCCUUCUGGCUCUAAAAUAGAUCAGUCUGAAAGGGAUCUGAUGUAAUUCUAUUAUACUGCUUCCAGCUUCCUGCUUAGGGCGCUGCUGUUGCAAUAGCAUGCUUUUUUAUUAACGUGCAAAGUGUCAGUUUUGCAUUAGGGGCAAAUGAGACAGUGCCCCAGCUGUUCCAGCAGAUGGCAGUGUUGUUAAAAAUGUACUUUUAAGUGAUUGAAAGAAGACAUUUAGGUUUAAAAAUAUUAGUGUUGUAUUGGGGGUGAUUUACAUACUGCAGUGUGUCUGUGUAUUUAAAAUAAAAUAAAUAACAAACAAUAAAAUAAAUACUUUUGGAAAAAUAAUAACAUAAAUUUAAAAAAUACUAAUUAUUAUUAUUAAAAUAAUAAUAGUAAAAACAUCUCUGGGUGCACUUUUAACCCUUAAUCAAAAAAGAAACUGUAUUUAGUAACCAAAAACAUGCCUCACUAUCGCUUCUUGUCAAUCAGGAAAGUCAUUAUUAGAAUAAUAUAAUAAAAUAAUAAUGCAGUUAAAAAAAUAAAAUAUAAAAAUAUAUAUUGGUAUCUUUUUUUAAACAAAAGUAAAAUAAAAACAAAUUAUUUAUAAACAUAAAAUGCUACAUUCCCAAAAAUAUAUAUAAAAAAUGAUACACAGUCAUAUUGUAAAAAUGCAUUUGUGCUAUUAAAGGCUUCCCCUCCAAAUAAGCACCUUACCCCCAAAAUAGGCACCUGAUACCCUCUGCAGCUCAGCAUGAGGAAGUAAUGGCGAAAGAGAUAAAGAGAUAGAUGGAUAGAUGGAUGUGUCUUGAAUCUUGAACAUCUUGGGCCAGAAAAUUCUACUUGUUGUUUUUUAAUCAGUAAAAAUAGCGUCUAAGGCGUAUAGUGUGGCUUGCUACUCGGAUGCUUCCAUGACAGAUGUCCCAUGCAAUCCUGAUAUAAGCUGGCAUUAAGGUCAGACCACAGGAGACUCCUUUCUUUCUCUUUUAUGAAUUAGUGGCGACAUGGUUUGUCUUAAGAAGCCCACUUCCUCAGAUGACCCGCAUUGUUCUUCGUAGAGAAAACUUUGUUUUCUAGUGUGACGUAUUCUCAAUGAGUACUUCCUCUUCCUGGUCUGGACGAACAGGGAACGCUAGGGGUGGAAAGGUCGUGUGAGGACAAAUCUGUCCAUCUGCGUUGUCCAUCAGGAGGAAGUGUUACAUCACGCUACGCGUACAGAUGCGCGAGUGGAAGUGGCCAAGCGGACGCACAUGAUCAGCCCGGAGUGAUAUGUCCACGCAGAGUGGCGCAUGUGGUCGUUAAGCGCUUGGUGGGGCCACGUCCAGAUUGUUGCGUCAUCGCUGCUAUUCCCUUUUCAGCAUGUUCGGACAAUACAAAACCACACAAGAAUAAACAUAUCUGUCUGUGUGACUUGUUGAAAGGACAAAUCAUGACCUGAUGAUACUGUUCCACUCCAGUCCUGCAGGUGGCAGCAAUCUAGCAUACUUUUCACCACAGUUCCAUCUGCAGGAACACGUGGGUCACCGCCCCUCUUGGACACAAGGAGGACGCAGAAAGCUGACAAAACCUGAUCAGUCCAAAAACGACACCGCACCGAGGGCUUGAUUUGUCAUUUCAUCAGGUCGGGACCGGUUGGAAAAUUUGUUUCGUCAGAUCCGAACCUGUUUUUACCCACAAAUGUCCGAAAAGGCUACUUGGACUGUUUCAUUAGGUUUCGGACCUUUUUGAAAAUUGUGGGGUAGUUUGUGACCACGACCAAAAAAUUACCACAUUUUUUUUUCCAACUUUGCUGCCACAGCCCCUUUUUUGUCCAGGAGGUUCCGGAAACCUCUUAUACCCUCAUUAUGGGUACCAGGAGGACCCAAAAAUGGGCUAAAAUGCCAUUAUUUCCAAGGGAGUUCACAACUGUCACAAAAUCACGUUUUACCCACAAAAAUGUCCCGGCAAGACCCCAAAAAGGGUAAAAUGCCAUUUUUCAUACAGCCAAAAAUGGCCUCUUGCAGUACUUUACAGAGGGGUCCAUUUCCAGCUGUUUCUGCAGGUUGCAAAAUCACGUUGUUUUUUUUUUGUGUUGCUGUCACAGCCCCUUUUUGGGGGCCAGGAGGUCCAGGAAACCUCUUAAAGACUCAUUAGGGGUCCCGGUAGGAUCCAAAAAUGGCCUAACACAGCAUUUUUGUUUGAUUUUGGCAUCGCAACAUCCCAUUUUUUUUAGGAGGCUGCCACUGUCCCUUUUGGGAUAGCAAGUUCUUAUGCUUUCAUGCUUGGCUGAGGUACGGAUGUCACGGCUCUCGUAUCCCUCAAGGUGUCAUUCGGAGUCAGUUCACUAGGGAUUUAAAAACCAAAAAACAACAAAAAAGAAGGUAAUGAAUAAUUCAUGAGCUCAAGUUGUUGGUGCAGGAAGUCCAACUUACGUGUGACUGUGCUUUUUAAUGCAUGCUAAUUCCAUGUAAAUAUUCCCACUGUUAGCUUGUGUUUUCUGAUUUAUCGCCUCAAUUAAAUUCCCAUUAGGAAUCAUCAGAAUUUCAUAUUCAUUCAUGUCGGCUGGUGACUCAUUCCUGAGGAGGAAAUUAAAUCUCAUGCUUGAAAAUAAUUCUCGACGUCUCGACGGUGCCAGAUCCAUGACUUCUAGCGGCCGGUUUGACUUUCUCCCCAAAAUCUUCUGACAUUUGAAAGCCUUUUGAGUGGCGUCUGUGAAGGCUGAAUCAAUCACAAGACGGAGAAAAAGUGCAGAGGCUGCCGUGAGUUCGGGCCUGUGAUUGACACUUUGGACACAACUGACUCACAGAGGUCAGCGAGGGGUUCGCUUGGCACAGACGAUCAAAAGGUUGAAAGUGACACAGCUUUAUCUGAGACAAGGGCAACCAAUUCCACAUGACGAAUUAAGACAAAACGGUCACAAAAUGUCGAAUCGAAACUGUGUAAAGACGAACAGGGGGUCCUUGGGUGGAGUUUUGGUAUCAGUCGAGGAAGUCGAAGAGGCAGGAGAACAAAUAAAACUAUAAUAAGCAUCCUGAGGCGUUCCCAGGCCAGUUGAGAGGCGUAGUCUCUCCAAUGUGUCCUGGGCGUUCCCUGAGGCCUCCUACCGGUCGGACACACCCUGUCCACCUGCCCAGGGAGGUGUCCGGGACGCAUCCUGCCCAGAUGCCUGAGCCAUCUCAUCUGGCUCCUCUCGAUGCGGAGGAGCAGCGGUUCAAUUCCGGGUUUCUGCCAGAUGACAGUGCUUCUCACCUUAUCGCUAAGGAAGAGCCCCCCUUCGGAGAAAACUCAUUUUCUUAUACUCGUAUUCCAUAAACCUCAUCCCACACUGGCUGCGUGAAAGUCAGCCAUGUGAACCACUACAACACCACUGGCUGCUGAGCUGCACUGUUGUACCUGUUCUCUGUCCAGGUCCUACGAGCUUGCCUUGUGGGGACGGAAACAUGAACCACGUGGGUAAAAGCGAAGUCCUGCACUAACUUUGUUGUAAAGUCCUUUUACAUAAUGUGUUUUUUUCCCAGACAUGGUUUUGGUUUAUUUCGGAUCUGUGAGGUGUCACAUUAGUGCGAGAGGCCUGCCGGAAAAAUGUACUAAUUCACAUUUUCCCUGCAUGGGUUGCCUCGUUGCCACCAUCUGCUCGCCCGCAUUCCGACCGCAUUCUCCCCGUCCGAAGGAAUUAAGCUAAGCAUCCGUGUGACGUGGUAACUGCGAUAAAGAAGGCCCACCUGCAUCAUCUUAAAGGGCCGCUCCAUCUUUCCAUUUCCAUUUCCUCCGAUUUUUCUUUCCUAUCUGGAUCACUCAAGAGGAUGCUUACCAAGUGUGCAUUCAUACCUGCAAUCAAACAUGGAAGGGAGGGCAUUCCCAAGGGCACGGCGCCAAGGUCAUUUCUAUUGAUCGCGGUGGACGUGUGGAAGUAGUUUCCAAUCUGGCGGUAGAUGUCGCCUGCUGAUGGACGACUAAAUUGGCUUAGAGAUUGUUUUUUAUUUGUGCGGCCCGUACAACCGCGUUCCCAUGUCGCAGUUUAAUGACACCUGCAAUAACACGUUAUCAUGCGGAAGCACUUUGGGGCAGACCACGUCUAUCACCGAGCAACUUUCCCUUUGCAAGACUGCAAUGGAAGAUGCGGGGCGGCUCUCGUGGAUGUCUUCAGGCUAGAGAUGACUCACGAGUUGCACAGCUGAUGCGAGUGAAAGGAGAGACACUGUAUGUGCCGGAAGAGAACCAUUCAACCGUUUGAAAUGACAGGAAGGAAAUCGUCUGUUAACCUGCUGUCACACCACUGAACUGUUCUGCGUGAAUACGCUGCAUUCACGAGAAACCGCACGCGAACGCUGAGAGAUGACGUCACCGAGCAAGAAGUGGCAAAAUGACAAGAAGCCAGAUGCUGUCACAGUAAAAUUGGAAUAUUCCAAGAAAAGGGUGGGAAUGUUGUCACAGUCACGUCAUAACGUCGCGACAGCGAAGUCACGAGCUCCAAGACAAAAAUGGAAAAGUUACAGUACAAGAACAAAGUUUACGACAAUAAAGUAGUAGGAGGAAAAAGUCAAAAUAUUGCGGGAAUAAGUUCCAAAAAAAAAGGUUGAUUUGAGAAAGCGUUGUCAUGUUGUGUGAAUAAAGUUGUCGUGUUAGCAAGACAAAGUUGUACAUUUACCAACCAGUUUUAGUGUUGGAGGGAAAGCGUUGUAGUACAUCGACUGCCAAAUCAUGAGCUCACAAAAAAAAAAGGCAAACUGCGUUACAAGAAUAAAAUGGUCGUGUUACGACAAUAAACCGUUACCUUUUACGGGAAGUAAAUAAAACAAAUGUACUGCGAUAUCACAGGGGAAACAAGCAACAUGAUUACGAGUCAAAUCCAAAUGGGAAAAGCCAUGUUUUCAUGACAAAGUCCAAGUGUUACAAGACAAAAAAUAUCCUGUAACAUUACUACUCGUGUUCCCGUUACAUCACAUGCUCAUGUAUUAAAUAUGACUGCUGACACACUCAACUAACUCACGAAAAAGAUGCUCCAGCAAACACGUAACCUCCAACUGUGUGAAUACGUAAAUAUCCUGUAUGCACGUGUAGCAUCUCCUACUGUGUGUUCUCCACCAGAAUGACCUUAUUGGCGUCAUGUAAAAGUCCACAUAGACAGAUGGAGGUAGUGAUUUCAAAUACAGUAAGAGGAUCAUUAACAAAGAAUAAAGAAUUAUGUAUGCAAAGUUAGUCAAGGGUAAUGCAAAAUGAAUUAGUGGUACUAUAUUAGCAGGAAGAGAGAGGCACUAUGAGUUCAAACCCUCCCGGCUGUGUUCUUCCUGCACUGAACAGCUUGCAUUAAAAAGCACCAGUGACCUUGAGACACGCACAAAAACACAGAGGGAGGAAGUCACACUUUAACAUCCUCGUCAUCAUAUCUGAGCCUCUCAAAGAGUCAGCCCCGCAUUGUGACGCAAAUACAAGUUAAGACGAGCGAGGCGAGGUGACGCAGGCUCUGUUAGCGUUGGUUAGCGAGCUCCAACCUGACCACUUGUCUGGGCAUGUGCAGACCAGCACUGCAGUGCUGCAGCCAGCACACACACAAGAACGGGGCCGGGAGGUGCCGCUUCGAUAAAUAUGGGGGGAAGAAUACAUGGAGCAUCGAUGAAUCAGCAAUUGACUCCAGUCAAGCAGUUUAGCAAGAUAUUAAACACUAAAUUACACUCAAAGCAGGCGAUUUUACAACAAGUUGUGCUACAAAUGUAAAAAAAAUGUUGCUUCCUGAUGUGGUACUCACCACAAAUAUGGCUGACACGCUAAUGUGUGACAACUUCAGCUUUAUACGACUGUCUGACUUGCUACUGUUGGCUCCAUUUAGCUCUGUAACUGGUUGUUGUUAGUGUUAGCUAAAUACAACUGAAUAUAUUAGCCAUUGUUCACCUUAGCUGAAUAAAGAAGCUAACGGACCAAUAUACUUCUUAUUAUCCCACAAUGAUGUAUUAUUGAUUUUAUUGGCGAUUUCAACCAUUAUCAGGCCAAUAUGAGGGAAUUGUGAUGUCAUACUGAGAAAUCCGAUAACUUUAAAAACAGCUCUGAUAACUGAUCAUUUUCAAAAAACCUUCCAAUGAGGCAAGAUACUGUGCAGGUGAGCAAAUCAAGCGCUCCUUUUUUUUUUCUCCUGCCUGUGACAUCAUCGGCCUGUCGUAACUUCUCCUGACCUCACUUGCAAACAGACUAAUUUGUUUGAAAAGUGCAAAAGGUUUGCCAGCGACCUCCGUAGCUGUAGUAGUCCUGCUCGGAGGGGGUGCCCGAAUACAGAGCACCUUGAUGGGCCACGCCGGGCGGCUCCCCCCUCUCUACACUCUGGUUCUCCAGAUAGCAGUGACGUGGUAGUAAUGUCAUGAUAUUUGAUGAGGACAAAUUAAUAGGUACAGUUGGUCAAAUCCAAAUGUGUUUGAGUCCUUCUUACCUCCAGGCGUGCACAGACUAAUGUUAAAUCUACAUUUUUAAAAAGUAGAUAUAAAAAAAGUUAUCGGUAUCAGCUAUCGGUACCAUAUCGGUCUUGAAAGCAGAACGUCAUAGACGCAUACACAAAAUAAAUAACUACAAAAUAAUGCGACAAGGACUUAUAUAUAAUGAAUUCUGUUAUCUCAUUUCCAUUCUGUCAUAAAUAAAAAUAAAUAAUACAAAUACAGUCACCACUUUGCGGUUCCAAUUUCGUGGCCUCAUUCUAUCACGUUUUUAAAAAAAUAUGUUCAUUCAUAAAUCAUGCCGUUUUAUGCUUGAAUCGGACCUAUUAUUAGUCAAAACACGUGCGUAUUUAAGCAAAUGUUACGUAUUUAUUUGCCUGAAUUAAGCAUUUUCAGGACAAAAAUAGCUAAAUGAAGUAAAAUACAAACAUGAGGCGUUCAAAAGACGCAAUCAGACGUUGAUGAAAUGUAGUACUCUACUCCGGUCACUCGGUGUCAGUAGUGUUACUGUAAUGUCGGCGAGACACACAAAGAUCAAACUCGAUCGCCGGAACGACAGGCUUUUAUUGCAGGUUUGGAUUAUCUCACAAUAAAAAUCCCUAAUAAAAACAGGGGCUAUUUUUGGGGCCGUUACCCACAAACAGCUGAAACUCAACUCUGAACCCCCGACAUCACUUCCUGUCGGCCUCUCUUUCAGGUCGCCUAGGGAACACAUUUAAAGUAACACACACGAGCACAAUUACGUCUACUAUAUUGAGUAAUGGGAGUGUAAAGGUGACUAUAGGGGUGUUAUUUCAUGUCUAGAGGGCUCUAAUAACAUUAAAAACCAUAUUUAGAAUGUCUUAAACAGAUUUUCUAUGCAGUAACUAUGAAAAUAUUAUUUUUAUAAUUAUGGAAUCCUACUUUGUGGAAAUUCACUUUUCCCGAUCACGUCUGGGACUAAUUAAUCGGGAUAAAGGAAGGAUCACUGUACAUAUUGGAAUGAAAGAAAAACAGCAUCAUCUGGUGGAUAUAUCGGGGCACUGCACCUCCUUGCCCCUUUAAGGUGGAGUUGCUACGCCUGAUAGCUCAAAAGAAUUUUCAAACAUCAUUUUAGUCCAUUUUUGUCAUGUAUGUAAUGACUUGUUAUUCCGUUUCCACGACGUCUGACUAGCAGGAUGUUAUACUUAUAUAUAGCUAGAUACCAUGUACUGUAUUAUGCGUGUACUAGAGCGGCAAUGACGUACAUCAAAGGACCAAAAAUGCUGCAUCUUGUUAUUUUGCGCAAUAAAAUAAGGUCACGGUGAGAAUCACAGCGCAUUUUUUUCUCUUUGCUGUUUGGAGACGUGCAGUCUCUCCUCUGGGCCUGCUGCAGCCUUCAUUUGGCGUCUCGAGUUGCUGAGGCAUCGGACCAGGUGGAAGCCGCAGGGGGGCAGCAGAGAUCGUGGUGGCGUUACCUUCAGGGUGAAGGUGAGCGUGCCUGACUGCCUCCUCAUUAAGCCGAUUCAUUUGACGGCAACAACUCGCAUGGCUAGUGGGAGGGUCCCGUGCACGCCGGCGCUACACCACCAGGCUGCUUGCACUCAGAGCGGAUGGCCUCAUGACAGGAGCCGGGAGGCAGCGGUGGUGAGUGGGCCGACAUGAUCCACGGACACGCUCGGAGACCGCUUCUGCUCGCCCUCACGUGCGUGUUUCUCUCCGGAGCGUCGCCAUGGUCACACCGCCAGGAGGAUGCCAUCAACGGUGACAAUGAGCAGUGUUCUGAUAACAUCUCCACCACAAAGUACUCCUGUGUCAAGUCCAGUGGGGAGGUCACAACCUGUUACAGAAAGCAGUGCUGCCGGGGAUUCAGGUUUGUGCUGGGCCAGUGUAUUCCGGAAGAUUAUGACGUGUGUGCUGGCGCCCCCUGUGAGCAGCAGUGUACCGAUCACUUCGGCCGAGUGGUGUGCACCUGUUACCCAGGCUACCGCUACCACCGCGAGCGCCACAGGAACCGCGAGAAGCCUUACUGUCUGGACAUCGACGAAUGCGCCGACGCAAACACAACAGCCUGUUCUCAGGUCUGCAUCAACACGGUGGGGAGCUUCAGGUGCGAGUGUGAGACGGGCUACUUCCUGGAGGAAGAUGGGCGGACAUGCACCAAGGGCGAGAGAGCACUGCAUCUCUUGGGCCAAUCCGACAACGUGAUGAACGCGGGAACCUGCUCGGCCACGUGCGACGACUUCCAGCAGAUCAAGACGACGGUGCUGCAGCUUAAACAGAAGAUGCUGUCCAGCAGUGGUGAUGUUCCUGAGCAGAGGACCAAUGAUAAAAUUCCAGUGUCCCCGGUUUUUUUGACAGGGCCCCCGGGCCUUCCUGGUCCUCCAGGUACUCCAGGACCAGAGGGACCGCCGGGUCUUACAGGACUGUUGGGGCCCACAGGCCCUCCUGGACCAAGGGGCUUGAUGGGUCCCAUGGGCCCCACACCAGACUUGUCCCACAUCAAACGAGGCCCCCGUGGACCUGUGGGGCCUCCUGGAGCACCGGGAAAAGACGGACGCAAGGGUGACCGAGGAGCUCCCGGGCUUGUUGGACCUCCAGGCCCUCCAGGCUCCUUCGACUUCCUGCUCCUGCUCAUGGCCGACAUCCGCAACGACAUAGCCGACCUGCAGAGCAAAGUGUACGGCCGGGCCCUCCUCUACCCGGGGGAGGAGCCUCCUGGUGGCUGGAGGGAUAGCCAGGAUGUGGGCUCGGGCGAGGACUACAAAGAGCCACUGCCGCCGCAUGCCAAGAGAAACCGGAAGAGGAAACCUACGCGGAGAGACUGGAACGACUGAGGGAGGUCCAUUUUGAAAUAAUGAAUGUGAGGUGUAAAUAUUGACUUAUUAUUAUUAUUAUUAUUUAACAAUUUUGAACAGCCAUUCCAUCACAGAUGUUUAUUUUUCUAUGAUAUCCAUAUUUUUUAACAAAAGUAUUUUGCGGACGUCCACUUCCUUGCCAGCACAUUAAAACAAAAACAUGAAUCCUAACUUUAGUUUAUGAAUAUUAUUUGCACUUUAUCACAACAUGUGGUCCUACUCAGAAUAUGCGAGAAAUGUUGUGAUGCGCCGUUGCCGCGGCAGCAGAGGAAGAUAAACUAAAUGGCAAAUUGUUAUUACUGACGUGGUCCCGCUCAUCCAUACUCAGCUGAGGCCUGAAGGCUUGUUGACAUACUUUGCCGCACGGGUCGAGGUGUUGUAAAUCCUGGCGUGAUAACACACGUGUUAAUGGUUUAUGCACUUAAAUGUCUGAACAGGAACACACGCCAGCACAAACGAUAACAACAUGACUCAUGCCCCGAUAGUUGUUCACCAUGAGGACCCUGUAAUGUAUUGUGAAAUGCUACUUAUCCUAAAUGCUGAAGGGCAAGGAACCAUAUUUGGUCCCUUUUAAUUGGUGUUCAUUGUAGUGAGAAUAAAGUGUGAUUUCUGAAAUGAUACUCAAUAGACCUUCAAUCAUGUGAUAUUUCUACUUUUUUUCACAUCUGCACUCACCUAAUAUGCCAACUUUUUUCUUGAGAAAUGGCGAUUUUACUUUUACUUUUCAUAAUAUUACGUCUUUUUCUCGUGAAAAGGUGACUAUUCCAAUGGCUUUCGGACUUUUUGGGGGGGGGAAAUUACAAGUUCUUCUCUUAAAUUGAAGAUUUUCUUGGAAGAAUACAAUCACGUAAAAAUCCUAACCUUUUCUCUCGUAACACUAGCAGUCUUGCGUCUUCAAAUUCCAACUUUAUUUUGAUCAAAUUAAGCUUCUUUUUUUUUUUUUAAUCGUCAUACUCCAACUAUUCAUGUAACGCUCGUUUUCCUUGUGAAGUUCCAACUUUGCUCUUGGAAAACUGAUGCUUUUUCCGUCAUUUUCUCAUAAUACUUCCACUGGUCUCGUAACAUUAUUACCUUUAUCUCGUAAAAAUACAACUUUUCUCGUAAAAUGACAAUUUAUUCUUGUAUAAGUCUGACUCUACUCGAGCAAAAUGACUUUUGUUUCAAUGCAACGGUUCUUGUAACAAUUUUUUUUCAUUAAGAUAGUUUUUUUCCCCUCAAAAUACUACCAACAUUAUUACCUUUCCAUCCAUCCAUCCAUCCAUCUUCUUUGCCGCUUAUCCUCAGUAGGGUCGCGGGUAUGCUGGAGCCUAUCCCAGCUGACUUUCAUUCAUAAAAAUGCAAUUUUUUUUGUAAAAUUCUAAUUUUUUUCCUGAUAAAAUGAAGACUUUUUUUUACUGUAACACUGCUACUCAGAUAACAUGACAUCUUCCAUCCAUCGAUUUUCUAUGCCGCUUAUCCAGUAUUUAAAGAAGGGUUUAAAAAAGGGUAAUCAUACUGUGGCUGUUUGAUGGUUGUCCACUAGAGGGAGACAUUGACACAGUCAUAAAUCCAAAGUGUGUCCUGCACGUGGGGGAAACCUUUGGACAUACAGUAUAUACUGUUUAUACAUAUAAUUCGGUAUAUACCGAACCUCUUAUAUAGUAUAUGUGUCCAGUACUGACCUGGUUAAAGCUUGACUUAUCUUGAAGAGGCAGGCUGGGCCUCUUCAGUGCAAAAAUUUGGGCUUCCAGCUGAGUUUUCAGCCUGGUAGCUUUUUUUCCAAGUCAUAAAACGUUGUUGUUUGACCGUCUUCGUUGACCUCGCUCGUUCCAUGUCUUUGUUUGGACCAAGAAAACUUCAAGUUAUAAUCUCGGGAGCCGUACCUACCUACUUCAUGUCAUUUUUGUUUUCUCGAAUAACACAAGGAGACGCCGUAAAAAGUGCAAAGUGGCCCCUUGGUGCCGUGCAUCGGUUCUGACUUUAUCCUCCGGAGUAGAAAAACACGACUGUCAUAGACAUACUGAAUGAGUAUUUAAGUAUACUUUGUGGAGUGGAAGCUUUAAAACCACAGUCUGUUAACAAUUUGUUCAUAUAUUUACAGUUGUUCCCCUUGGGAAAUAACGGAAAUAGAAAUAAUCUGUUUCAGUGUCAAAGCAUCCCCCAAAAAAACUUAUUAACUGUACAAAUACAUUUUUAAGACAUGUAGUUCAAGUGUAAAAAGAAGUUAAACAGUUAAGAGUUUUUUUGGAGUUGUUUUUUAUUGGCCAAUUUUGCGGUUCAUUUGUAGCUGGUGCACAUAUGCUCCUGUUUUUUUGUUUUGUUUUGUUUUGUUUUUUUGUACAAAGUAACAGUAAAAAUGUGACUAUCGUAUCAAAUCCAAUUUUUUUUUUAAUCGUAACAAUCUGGCUUUAUUGUUGUAAUAACACUUUUAGGAAUAUUAUACAUUAGGAAUAUUCACGUAACUCUUUUCCUCACAAAAUACACCUUUAAUGCAUAAAAUUAACAUUUUAUCCUUGUAAAAUUCUGACUUUUGUCACAAUGGGACUAUUCUCUGAACAUCACAGCUUUUUUUCUCACUAACAGAAAAAGAGUUAUAUAAUAUAU
Messenger RNA from Dunckerocampus dactyliophorus (ringed pipefish), 24125 nucleotides. RefSeq names its product collagen and calcium binding EGF domains 1 (gene ccbe1). The record is from RefSeq and is a predicted model, not a curated record. The transcript has 13 exons. Gene Ontology annotation, molecular function: calcium ion binding. Bases 20346 to 21521 code for a protein of 391 amino acids. Lineage: Eukaryota; Metazoa; Chordata; Actinopteri; Syngnathiformes; Syngnathidae.